AUGUUCCAAGUUCCACGACUGCUUCGCUUCUCUUGUUUUCUCGUCUUCAACAUCACAUCUCUUACCUCCACACUGUUCAUCCUAGCUUUUCUUCUUUUGGAUCGAACCAGUCGACAGGCACUUUACAAUCAUAUCAUCAUCGUUCUCCUCAUUCUCGGAUUCAUCUAUGAGUUGACAAACAUUCUGUUUCAUCUGUAUAAUGAUUACAAUGGCGUGCCUCUCUCGACAUCACCUGCUUUCUACAUCUUCUGGGUGUUUCUCGACUAUUCAUUGUACUCACUACAGAUCGCUCUCUUCGCUUGGGCCAGCAUCGAAAGACACAUUCUCAUCUUUCACGAUCAAUGGCUAUCGACAGCAAAGAAGCGACUGUUUAUUCACUAUCUACCACCAACCAUUAUCAUUGUGUACUAUCUCAUUUACUAUUGUAUGGUCUAUUUUGCCACCCCUUGUGAUUAUUCAUUCGAUGGCUUUUUACAUGGUGGUAUCUAUAUUCCUUGUCCGUUUGAUCGCACGUUUCUGGCAAGUUGGGAUCUUCUUGUUCACCAAGUUUUUCCGACGUUGGUCAUUGUGGUGUUUUGUGUUGCUUUGCUAGUCCGUGUUAUCAGACAAAAGGCACGAAUGCAUCGUGCUAAUCGAUGGCGAGAGAGUCGGCGGAUGACAGUUCAGUUGCUCUCGAUCUCACUUAUCUACGUAUUAUUUAACCUUCCGUGGGUGACUGUCAUCUUCGCGUAUCAGUGUGGUUGGCCAGCUUCUCUUGCCAUCGAUGCAAUACUGUUCAGUAAAUUCCUGUGCUAUAAUGUGAUAUUUUGUUUUCCGUAUGUAACGUGUCUGGCAAUGAAGCAGUUUCGUGUGAAAGUGAUGGAACUGACUUGUUAUCGAGGGAGAGGAAGACAAGUGGUACCUAACAGUACGAUAGGAAACGCUGUACAUGGUAGAACGCUGUUGGAGAACAAGGAAUUAUCACAUGCACAAUAA
Messenger RNA from Adineta ricciae, 975 nucleotides. The record is from the annotation of a GenBank genome assembly. Lineage: Eukaryota; Metazoa; Rotifera; Eurotatoria; Adinetida; Adinetidae.